CCGGUGGGAGCGCGGCGGGACGCGGAGCGGCCCCGGAGGAUGGGGCGAGCGGCGGCAGGCGCCGGGCUGGGCACUCUGUCCCUCUGGGGCAGCCUCCUGCUCGCUGCCGGCCUUGCCCUCGACCCAGCACCGCCUAUCUGCAACUGCUCGGAGCCCAUGGACUACCAGGCUUUCCGGGAGGCUCCGCUCCCUGAGAGCUGCUGCCUCAACUUCACCAGCUCCAACAUCACCCACCUAGACUGGGGAGCACUGGUGGGGGUGCAGGGGCUGCGGGAGCUCUACCUCUCCCACUGCGGCAUCACGGCCAUCAGCAACGCACAGGGAGCCCCUCCUGCCUUGGAAAUCCUACACUUAAGCCACAACCUGCUGGAAAGUCUCCCUGGAAGCUUUCUAGAAAAUGCCCCUAAUUUGAGGGUUCUUUAUCUGGACAGCAAUCAGCUUCAGGAGCUACCCAGGUUCUUCCUGAAAGCAUCUUCGCAGGUCCAGGAGGUCUACCUGGGCUUCAAUGCCCUCACCUUUCUUCCUGCAAGCCUCCUGAAGCCAUCUCUGCUCCAACUUCAGCUCUCCAACAACAGCUGGGACUGCAGCUGUGCUUUGCUAACCAACUUGGAGGGUUGGUCCAGCCAGGCUGCUGAGGUAAUCUGCCACACACCAGAGCACUACCACGGAGUGGGUCUUCAGAGCAUCCCCCGGGAUGAGCUGUGCCGCUCGCACGGCCUCACCGCCCUCUUCAUCUGCCUGCCCCCUCUCCUCAUCCUCACCAGCGUCACUUGGUGCUUCUGCCGGCAGAAGAAAAAGACCAACUACAGCCUCCACAGCAGGUCCCAGAGCCAGCGGGCCGUGGCAGAGAGGAGCAACGCGCCAGUGUCCGCAGAGCCCCACCACUACAUCCCGUACGAGCUGCCUGCUGCUCCCUCCAAGACUGAGAAGAAAGUGCUGCUGGGGAAACAGGUCAUGCUCCAGCCCUUUGUGGAUCCACUGGAGAGUAGCAGAGACCUCUAUGAGGAGGUGGAGAUCCAGGUGGGAUCCCCCAGCAGUUCCCAGGUGCCAUCCCAUGAAGGACAGCUGGGGACCCCAGCACCAAGGGCAGAGGAGCUGGGCAGUGAGCCAGAGGUGGACACUGUCAGCGUGAGUGAAGUCCUGAAGGACUCUGCUGACCGGGAGAAGAUCUACAUGAGUCAGACAACCAGCUAUUACAACCUGGUACCUGGUAUCGAGCUGGACGACUCAGACAACCUGGAGUAUGAGACCAUUGACCUGCACUGAUGCCAGGACUUGGGCUGUGCAGACACAGCAGGAUGGCAGGGGCUGGGCAGCAGUGAAAGCCACCACAGCAGGAGAGGCAUGAAUUGUCCUGCCGUGGCUGACAGUGUCCGUUUGCAAAGCUGCACCCACAAAUACCCACCCCUUCCCCUGUGCUACUGUGUGAAGCCCUCGCUUGCCAUGUGCUGCAGCUGGGCAAGGCUGCAAGGGUGCUUCAGGCUCUGGGGACCCUACCACAGGCUGGUGGUGCCUGAGGAAGGACGUGGAGGGAAGGUGGGGGCCGGUGUUGGGGAUCAAGUGAUGAUGCUGUGAGUGGCAGACACACUGACCAGAGCUUCCUCUCUCGUUGGAGCCAGAUGGUAUCUGGCACAGACCUGCUGCUCUCCAACCUGCAGGGAACACGGUCUGGAGACAUGAAGCAGGGCUGGCCCUGCCUGUGUGGUCUGCAGGGAGUGUCGCAUUUGUGCCCUGGGCCUGUCAGGGGAAGCCUGUGGCGGCUCUGCCUGCUGCCCACCCCACAGGGACAUGAAAUAGUCAAUGCAUGUGUGCUGCUUCAUGGCGUGUGCACGCUUGUGGGAGCAGGUGGGUGAAGUGCACACACAAACAGGGCGGCAUCAGAGGGGGCCCCUUGCAGACAGCCCUGUAGGAUCCAGCUCUCAGAAAGAAAUAUAUCAUUUUACUCUUGGCA
Motacilla alba alba is the source of this 1951-nucleotide messenger RNA. RefSeq lists its product as uncharacterized. Bases 40 to 1266 code for a protein of 408 amino acids. Lineage: Eukaryota; Metazoa; Chordata; Aves; Passeriformes; Motacillidae. The transcript has 2 exons. The record is from RefSeq and is a predicted model, not a curated record. Gene Ontology annotation, molecular function: protein binding. Gene Ontology annotation, cellular component: extracellular matrix.